Ictalurus punctatus (channel catfish) is the source of this 4330-nucleotide messenger RNA. It is a transcript of the gene sardh, whose product is annotated as sarcosine dehydrogenase. The transcript has 21 exons. Gene Ontology annotation, cellular component: mitochondrion. Lineage: Eukaryota; Metazoa; Chordata; Actinopteri; Siluriformes; Ictaluridae. Gene Ontology annotation, molecular function: protein binding; oxidoreductase activity. Bases 903 to 3659 code for a protein of 918 amino acids. The record is from RefSeq and is a predicted model, not a curated record.
AUACAGCUUUCUCUUUAAAGACAUCUGCAUUGUCUGCGUUCUCUGGUGGUGUUCCUGCUCAAGUGAAUGCCAUGUGUUUGAGGAAUUCUUACACGAUGAAUCGUUCGCUAAAGUCCAGGCUUCUGAUCCUGCAAACGUCCUGGAGUCCUGAUUAACCGAGAAAGUUGUGAAACAAAGCUCCAGUUAAAGGGUGACUUUAGGAACAAAAUUUAACAACGUAAAAACUUCAACACAUGUAUAUUUUGUUCAUUUUUCUUUCUAUUACAAAUAACCUAUAAAGUAUUUAGAACAUGAUAAAUAAAUAAUAGUUUAAUCCACGGCCUCAGUUUAAGUAUAUUAUAGCCUGGAAUGCUUCUUUGUGUUUACAUGGGACUCCUGUCAGUCUUUUUUUGUAGACACGCCCCCAGUGCUCCUUUUCUCCGCCCCCAUCUCAGCCUACUCUACAUGAACUAAACCGAGAGCCGCCAUUUUGGACAAUCGGACUCACUACUAAGAAUACACAAUACUAAGAAAAUACAAAUCCUCUCAAAUAUUUUGGUAAUGCUACAGUACGGUAAUGAAGUUUUACUAAAGUUUCGCUUUCCACCUCUGACCUCGGGCCACGCAUCCUGUGUUCCACUAAAUCUAGUCCCCUUGAUGACUCUCUUACUUUGGUUCCGGGCUGUGCUUCAGUUUGGUGUUUCACUCUGAAGGGAACUAGAUGUUGAUUUGAGACACACCCCAAUCCUCACACGCUGCAACUUUACUGCAAGUGUGUGUGUGUGUGUGUGUGUGUAUAUGAACGUUGUUUACCCUGCAUACACACACACGCUAUAUUUUGACGCUGUUUGUAAUUUGAACGCGGGCGACAUUUUGUGGAACUGAAACGAACCUGGAGGAUUAAAAUCCUGCAACUCGGGGUCAUGGCCUUCUUGGGGAGCGCGGUGCGGAGGGCGGUGGCGUACCGCCGACCGUUAGGGUCGCUUUACUGUCCUGCCGCUCGCCGCUACAGCGUCCAGAGUGAACACACCACAGAGAAAAGCGUCCCCUACACCAAGACCCUCAAAGAAGAGAGCGGAUUGAGCGGACCCACCAAACCUCUGCCCCGAUCCGCGGACGCCGUGGUGAUCGGAGGCGGCAGUCUGGGAUGUCAGACGCUCUAUCACCUGUGUAAGAUGGGCAUGACCAAUGUAGUGCUCCUGGAGAGGGACAGACUGACGGCGGGGACGACGUGGCACACUGCAGGUUUGUUGUGGCAGUUGAGGCCGAGCGAUACGGAGGUGGAACUUUUGGCCCACACGAGGAACGUGGUCAGCUCGGAGCUGGAGGAGGAGACGGGCCUGGAGACGGGCUGGAUCCAGAACGGAGGCCUGUUUAUCGCCUCCAACAAGCAGAGACUGGACGAGUACAAACGCCUCAUGUCGCUGGGGAAGGUGUACGGUAUCGAGUCGUAUGUGCUCUCACCUGCAGAAACCAAAGAGCUUUACCCCCUGAUGAACGUGAAGGAUCUGUACGGGACUCUGUACGUCCCCAAAGACGGCACUAUGGACCCUGCUGGUACCUGUACCACCCUGUCCAGAGCAGCUUCUGCCCGUGGAGCCACGGUGAUCGAGAACUGCCCCGUGACGGGCAUCCAGGUGAAGACGGACCACGUGGGUGUGAGGAGGGUGAAAGCAGUGGAAACGGAAUUUGGGACCAUUGAUACCCCGUGUGUGGUGAACUGCGCAGGUGUGUGGGCCACUAACCUGGGGAAGAUGGCCGGCGUGAAUGUUCCUCUCAUUGCCAUGCAUCAUGCCUAUGUGGUGACGGAGAGGAUCGAGGGGAUUCAGAACAUGCCCAACGUGCGGGACCACGACGCCUCGGUCUACCUUCGUCUGCAGGGCGACGCCCUGUCUGUGGGAGGCUACGAGCAGAACCCCAUCUUCUGGGACGAGGUGUCGGAUAAAUUUGCCUUCAGCCUGUUUGACCUGGACUGGGACGUCUUCAUGCAGCACAUCGAGGGAGCAGUUAACCGGGUUCCUGCUCUGGAGCGGACUGGGAUCAAAUCCACCGUCUGUGGACCAGAAUCAUUCACUGCAGAUCACAAGCCGCUGAUGGGCGAGGCUCCUGAAGUCCGGGGAUUUUUCCUGGGAUGUGGCUUCAAUAGUGCAGGUAUGAUGUUGGGAGGAGGCUGCGGGAAGGAACUGGCUCACUGGAUCAUUCACGGGCGGCCUGAGAAGGACAUGUACGGUUACGACAUCAGGAGAUUCCAUCAUUCUUUAACCAACAACAACCGCUGGAUCCGAGAGCGCAGUCACGAGUCCUACGCUAAGAACUACUCGGUGGUGUUUCCGUUUGAUGAGCCUCUGGCCAGCCGCAACAUGAGGAAGGACCCCUUUCAUCAGGUGCUGUUGGAACAGGGCUGUGUGUACCAGGAGAGACACGGCUGGGAGAGACCAGGGUGGUUCAAUAAAGACGGACCUGCACCGGUUCUGGAUUAUGAUUAUUAUGGUGCUUAUGACGUUCCGAACAACAGUGACUACAAAUACAACGAGCUUCUGGGCAAAGAGUACACCUUCGACUUUCCUCCACAUCACGACACGAUCAGAGAUGAGUGUUUAGCCUGUAGAAACGCUGUAGCUGUGUUUAACAUGUCCUACUUCGGGAAGUUUUACCUCACCGGCCCCGACGCCAAGAAAGCAGCUGAUUGGCUGUUCACUGCUGAUGUCAACAAAGCACCAGGCUCCACUGUGUACACCUGCAUGUUGAAUAAGAAGGGCGGGACUGAAGCAGAUCUCACUGUCAGUCGCCUUGUGCCUGGCCCCGCCCACCUCCCACUGGCUCCUGAAUUUAAUGAUGAGGCGUAUUACUUGGCUAUUGGAGGUGGUGUAGCUCAGCAUAACUGGAGUCACAUUGUGACGGUUUUGCAGGAUCGCGGCUUUAACUGCACACUGACUGAUCACUCUGAGGACAUGGGCAUGAUCAGCAUCCAGGGACCCAAGAGUCGUGAUUUGCUGCAGGAGGUUGUAGAUGCGGAUCUGAGUAACGAAGCCUUUCCUUUCUCCACACACAAAAUAGUGACAGCUGCUGGACACCAGGUACGAGCCAUGCGUCUGUCCUUCGUCGGAGAGCUGGGCUGGGAGCUGCACAUCCCUAAAGACUCCUGCCUGCCGGUUUAUCGGGCCGUCAUGUCCGCCGGCGCCAAAUACGGCGCCCAGAACGCAGCCUACAGAGCCAUCGACUCGCUCAGCAUCGAGAAAGGUUACAGACAUUGGCACGCUGACCUGCGUCCCGAUGACACGCCCCUAGAGGCGGGGCUUGCAUUCACCUGUAAAAUGAAGUCGUCUAUCCCCUUCCUGGGACGUCAAGCUCUGGAGAAGCAGAAGGCUGAAGGCCUGCGCAGGAGAAUCGUCUGCUUCACCGUUGACGAGAAAGUUCCCAUGUUCGGAUUGGAGGCCGUUUUCCGUAACGGCGUUCCGGUUGGACACUUGCGGCGCGCUGAGUUCGGAUACGCCAUCAACAAAACCAUCGGCUACGGAUACGUCCGCAAUCCAGACGGAGGGGUGGUGAGCCCAGAUUUCAUCCGCAGCGGCGAGUUCACUCUGGAGAGAAUGGGCGUGGUCUACAAGGCCAAAGCCCACCUGAAGUCCCCGUUUGACCCGGACAACAAGAGAGUGAAGGGGAUCUACGGUUCAGACUGAACGUCCUGAUGCGGUCCCGUUCUCGUCCUCGCCGCAGACCUGAAGAUCAACCGGAGGUUCCGGGACGACGAGAACGCUCCCGUUGCUGUUACACACACACUCGAGACUUUUCCAGCAGAACUAAACACACGCUCGGGUCUGCGUUCACGGCGAGUCUGAGCCGGCCACGUCCGAUACGGAAAUCCUUUCGCCCCGUCAGACUUUACGGGUCAUCUUAUUAGUCUUAAAAUGUCCACAAGAAAGCAAACGUAUUAACUAGUAAUAGAACUGUCUAUAAAAUUCCAUCGAAAACUUAAACGUGUCUUAGUAAAAAAUAUUUAAAAGCCAAAAAAAACCACGAAUCUGUCGCACACUGAAGGGUUCGUUAUUGAUUUGUCCCUCUGGAGGAACCCGUAAAGUGUGUACCGUCCAACAGUGUUGUUAGCAACAUUAGCUUUGUAGCUCCAGCGCAAAAAUUGUGUCCACAUUAUUUUAUAUAUAAGUGAGUGUGUGUGUGUGUGUGUGUGUGUGAGAAAAGAAAAAAAAAUGGAGACCAUGUGACGGUUUACAUCCUGUGUAUUUGGAAUUUAAGCACAUUCGACAGCACCAAAGUCGUCUUAUAAAGUUGUUCCAAUCUGACGAAUAAACCUUUGAGUUUAUGAGCAAUAAAAUGAAAAGGUCAUGUACUGAAA